Messenger RNA from Puccinia graminis f. sp. tritici CRL 75-36-700-3, 3896 nucleotides. RefSeq lists its product as uncharacterized. Lineage: Eukaryota; Fungi; Basidiomycota; Pucciniomycetes; Pucciniales; Pucciniaceae. The transcript is spliced from 5 exons. Bases 98 to 3286 code for a protein of 1062 amino acids. The record is from RefSeq and is a predicted model, not a curated record.
AAACCAUAUUCGACGGUCAACAAGGGAGAUUGCAGGGAACAGCAAGAACAGCGACGGUCAACAAGAAAGACAAGGAAAACCACGAGAGGAACACAAGAUGGGACAAAGCAACUCAUCGAACAAACGAAACCAUCAACAACAACAACAGACAACUACUACCAAAACACGCAGCCAGGAACAAGGAAACCAUCAUCUUCAAGAUAACCGACGACACCACUCAUCAAUCUUCCAAUCGAUCAAAAGAAGGAGGAGGAACUCACUCAGAACACCAAGAACCGCAUCCUGGAACCCAUUCAGAUCGAUCUCCAAUCGAACAACAUCCACCAGAAGACCUCACUCAACCCACCUCGAUCUACUUCAUUCAGAGAUCCGACCGGCCAGCCCGUCUAUCGCCAAUUCACCCAUCCAAGCUGACCAUCAUCAACCCAACACCGACAAUCAACAGCUCCCAGAACCAGAUCACCCUCCACCAACUCAACCCUCGUCACCAAUCCCAGCCGACCCAAGUCCAGUAGAGGUAUCUCAAUCUGCCGAUGCCCCUACUCCUCUUCCCGAAAACGAGCCAAGCCCCACCGCCGAUCAACCAUCAUCACCAGUAGGAAAUCAAAUACCAGCCAGAAGGAUAUAUGUCCAAGGCAUGGUAGUCGUCCGUAACGUCAAUGAGCCUCCGAUCAACUCCGCAACCCCCGUGGAUCCCAUUCAGCCUCAUCCUCAGCCAUCCGAUUCCGUCUCACCCGUUCAGACUCCCCACUCAAACCACCCCGAUCACAUUGAGCCUGACUCGUCCGAUAAUCGAUCUAGCCAUUCAGCAGAAGAUCCACCCUCACAACCUGACCCAUCCCCUUCAGAAACCCAUCUGCCACAUCCUCCAGAAUCCACCGAAUCGCCUACCGCCUUGACAUCUCCUCAUUCGAUCUUGCCAUCACAAGUACAGCUCGAACAAGCCACGAUGAUAUCCAGGUUGCUCUCUGCCGCCGCCGCCGCCACAGCCUCGUCACUUCUUCCCUAUGCUAUUCACGCUGAUGGCACAUCAAUUCAAAACCCCGCUAACCACCAGCCACCCAACUCUCGCCCUCGAUCUGCCUCCCAUCCAACCGAUUUACCCGCCUCAUCUGCACGGAUCCACCAAGCUUCACCCGCUGAGAGCCAUCCCCCCAACCUAAACCAAGAGAACUCUGAUACCGAACAUGAGGCCCAUGCUGGACUACAAACCACGCUUCGUGAUGCGCUCAGGGCUGCAUUCGGAGGUGCUCUCGUCAACGCUAGUACCGAGCCGUCGCCCCAUCAAAGCCCUCGCUCCUCCGCUUCCUCACCGCACGCCAGUAAUAGUGACCAACAGUCGCUAACCCUCCCGGCCCCAGCAUCACCCUCAUCACCCUCAUUGUCUUCUCAAUCAGCCAGUAGCCCGCUCACUGAACCGAUUUCCACCCAUACUGGCGCGACUCCGUCACCUCCCACCCCUCGCAGGGCGGAAUCAACCGGCUCCAGGAUUAUGCAGCGACUUGGACUUCCAAUUCGUCGCCGUUUGACCGACCAUUCAUCUUCUUCUCCUACCACACCAAUACCCUCUGAUCCAUCUCAAGAAAUCCCCGUUACCACUUUCGACAGUCCCAUUCCACCCGAUUUGGACCCGAAUCACUCCGAUCGGGGAGGGUUCGAACGCUUCUUGAGAGACCUCCAAACCGAUGUGGGCCACGCGAUCUUAGUGGCUCUGGGGGCACAACAACCAGCACCUGUCAAUCAAGAAGUGCUAGACGAGCGCAUCCGAUUGGCUAGCGAAUUGCCUUUUGCCGAGGGGCAGGAGGGGGAACCACACGAGGCUGAUAGGCUCGAUGGCGGAGAGGGUGCUGGUCCUGGCGAUCAACCCGACUCGCAACUCUCGUUCAACUUCUUUAGGAUGCAUCGUUUCGAAGACAUUCACCCCCCGGCGCAAGCCGGAAAUGGAAACGGCCCUACAACGACGGAUGACGCGAAUGGAAGUCCGGCGUUAAUUCCGGUCUUACUCGUCGGCGUCCGCUCUGCCCCUCCGAACCCGUUACUGGGUGCGCUCGAACGAAUCGCGGCUCCGGUGUCUGCUGCCGAGACCGGUGGGGAAGGCGCAGACGAAGCCGACUCCGGGCCGGGGGUGUCUACGGACUCCGUUGAGGACGAUAGAGAGAGUGCAGCUGUAUGGGAAGAUGAAGUGGACGAGGAUCGGUCGACUCACUCAGCUUUGCCACCGACAGAAAGACGAGGGUCCUUCGGCAGUCUCGACGAGGGGUCUAUCGGCUUGAGACGGAUCUUCCAGGACCAGAGCGAGGAUUCCUUCGAGGCCUGGUCGGACGAUAAUGAUGAUGGUGGGCAAGACACCGUCGAUCCGUCUGCUGAGCGUCCGCCUGUCGACCCCACCGCCGUACCUCCUCCGCCUCCUUCCGCCUUCAUCCCGGAUACCCUCAGCAGUCCCCCACACCGUUCUUGGCUCAUCUUCGUCCUUGCCGGACUAUACCCCGAAUCGCAUCCGAUCUUCACCGCUCCUUCCCUCUUCAUUCCUCACGGCCUCCACUCAACCAAUUCUACUCAACCCAAUGAUCCUCCUUCGACCUCGACGAUGGAAGGAAGAGAAAUAGGAUCAGAGUCAGAAGAAGGAGACGGUAAUCGGACCGGCUUGAUUAGUCGUUUACGAGGCACUCGUCCUAGUCAAGGAGAUCAUCAGCAAGAAGGAGGAGGGGGACGCACGAGACCGGAUUUGAUAGAAGACCAGUUAUUGGAUUAUGAGGCGAUGGUCCGAUUGGCUCAACUGAUCGGUCAUAAUACUCUUAAUUCUCCGUUCUUUGGUACGGCUACCAACAAACCUCCGAAUCUUGUCACCCUUACUCAGCAGGAAAUCGACAAUUCUCUCAAAUUUAAGAAAUUCUCGUUCGGUUAUCUGAAUGAUCAUCGUAAACAUUCUCCUCUUGUUUGUUCUGCUUCUUCUCAUUCGGUCGCGGAAGAUCUCGUUGGUUCCAGCGCCGUCGGUUCAGAUGAUCAUCCUCAGGAUGAUGAUCAUCAUCUUUCGGGUCAGGUCUUGGAUGGAUUCGAGUCUUUUGCUCUCGCCGAUCAUGUCGAUCUCAAUGGUGAUGAGGAGGAUUCAAUUUCAGUCCUCGAAAAUACAAUCGAAAAAUGUCUUAUUUGUUUAGAUGAGUAUGAUGAUGAAGAUCAAGUUCAAAUCUUGGAAUGUAAACAUAUGUUUCAUAAACCAUGCGUUGAUCAUUGGUUAACCAAAUGUGUGGCCUCUUGUCCUGUUUGUCGUCGACCAGCUGUUUGUUAAAGUAUAACAUCUUACACACGAGUAUACAAGAACUUCUGCAGUGUCUUGGGAUGAGCUUGUGGCCAGCUCAUCUUCUUACAUUAGCACACUGUUUCUCUCCUCUUUUUUCAUACUUCUCUCCUCUUACUAUUGAUCUUCAUAGGCCUUUUGUUUCACUUCACUUUGUGUACUGACUUUCAGCUUUCACCUCUCUACUUGAUGCUGUACUUCUUUUUUUUUUCUAACUAUUGCAACCAGUUUCUCCCAUGUUGUUUGUUGUUGUUUUUGUUAUGUGUUUUGUAUCUAUGUAUGAUGUACUUUUUUUUCUUUUUCAGUGUUGUAGUAUUCAUGGCUGGGAUAUUAAUAAAUAAACAUAUACUCAUAUCAAAGCUUCUAUCUCUCUCUCUCUCUUUCUCUCUUGUUGAUGCUUGUUUGGUCUGAAAAUCAAUCAUGUGCUCUGUCCUUUGUAUUGCUGAUUUGACUAUUUUUUUUUCUAAAUCAAUCACACAAGAAAUGUGCAACUGGAUGACUUCCUGUUGCGGUUGAGAAACAACCCUCCCAGAAUUUAAUUCACACCCCGUAGAUCUUAAUUUCUGGUAUCAAAAAUUGUUUUUUCACAAGCCUCGUGAAG